ACCCUGCGAUAGUUUCAGCUAUUCAUAAAACAUUUCCAUCAACAAAGCAUAAUUACUGUAUCUGGCACCUUCGCAAAAACUUUGACAAAAAUCUGAGAGGAAUCCAGUCUACUCAACGUGUUGAAGGUUAUAAUUCUCUAAUUAAACGAUCGGUCAAAAGUUUAGCAACAUUGUUUGAAUUGGAUACACAUAUCCAGUCACUUCUUAACAAAGAACAACAAUUUGAACGGCAUGAACAAUCAAAUCAAAAUCUAACAGUUGGUUUACCGAAUGUUGUCAGAAGAUACUUCAAAAGAAUAGAUGCUAUUAUCAAAAAAUUUCUUACUCCUCGUGUUUUAAAGAUGCAGCACAAUCAAAUGAAUGAAAGUUUACUUUAUCAACAAUCUGAUAAUAAAGAACAAUCUGAUAAUGAAGAACAAGGCGAUGAUAAAGAACAAGACGAUGAUAAAGAACAAAACGAUGAUAAAGAACAAGGCGAUGAUGAAGAAUAA
Messenger RNA from Funneliformis mosseae, 491 nucleotides. The record is from the annotation of a GenBank genome assembly. Lineage: Eukaryota; Fungi; Glomeromycota; Glomeromycetes; Glomerales; Glomeraceae.